AUGGCAAAGUUUAAGCGGACAGAUAAGAACAGGAGCUUAGAGAGUUUGUUGGACUUGGACAAAUCUGCACAAUUGAAUAAGAUCAAUGGUAGUAGUAAUUUGGCGAGGCAGCCAACUCGGAAGCUAAUUCCAGGACAUGGUCUUGAGUUCAAUAAUCUGUCUUAUAGCGUCACCAAAAAAGUAAAGAAAGAUGGUGUUUUGAUCAACAAAGAAGCUUAUCUUCUUAAUGAUAUUUCUGGACAAGCCUUGAGAGGUGAAAUCAUGGCUAUUAUGGGACCUAGUGGUGCUGGAAAAUCUACUUUUCUUGAUGCUUUGGCUGGUCGAAUUGCUCGUGGAAGUCUUGAAGGAACCGUUAGAAUUGAUGGCAAACCAGUGACAACAAGUUACAUGAAGAUGAUCUCCUCCUAUGUAAUGCAAGAUGAUCAGCUCUUUCCUAGGUUGACAGUUUUCGAGACUUUCAUGUUUGCAGCUGAAGUCAGGCUUCCACCUUCAAUAUCUAGAGCCGAGAAGAAGAAAAGAGUUCAUGAACUUCUCGAACAAUUAGGCCUAACGAGUGCAACACACACGUACAUAGGAGAUGAAGGAAGAAGAGGAGUGUCAGGGGGAGAACGUCGGAGAGUCUCAAUUGGGAUUGACAUAAUCCAUAAGCCAUCUCUGCUGUUUCUUGACGAACCUACCUCAGGUCUUGAUUCUACGAGUGCUUUUAGUGUAGUUGAGAAAGUGAAAGACAUCGCUAAAAGUGGUAGCAUAGUUCUCAUGACCAUCCAUCAGCCUUCUUACAGAAUCCAAAUGCUCCUUGAUCGCAUCACAGUCCUUGCGAGGGGAAGACUUGUAUAUUUGGGAAGUCCAACAGGAGUAGCAGCUUUUCUAGCUGGUUUUGCAAGACCAGUUCCAGAUGGUGAAAACAGCUUAGAGUACCUCUUAGAUGUGAUCAAAGAGUACGACGAAUCAACUGUGGGGCUUGAUCCCCUUGUCUUGUAUCAAAAGGAUGGCAUCAAACCUGAUCAAGCUGCAAAAACCCCUCUCCGAAAACCACCCAAAACACCAAAAACUCAUCGUACUCCUUAUGCAAAGUCACCCUGGACUAAACAUAUCAGCCUUCGCAGCUCUCAUUUUUCGGCCAAUGGAAACAUGAAUUCCCAAAGAGAUCCUAAAGAUCAGUCUGAAUCUGACAUUAAUAAUUAUGGUUAUGAUGAUGAGGACGAUGAGGAAGAUUUUGAUAACUCGUUGGAACGUAAGGUACCACAAACACCUAUGAGUAUGCAGAGUGGGAUUCAUCCACGUUUGGCUUCUCAUUUCUACAAAGAUUUCUCAGUUUGGUUAUACAAUGGUGUUAAAGGAACUCCUCGCCGUCCACCAACAUGGAAUAACAAUGGAGCACAAACACCUUUUUCAGGUUUUAAAUCAAGCAUGUCCUCAGGUCAAUUCUCAAUGACUCAACAAACACCUUCACGUCAUGUUAUAACUCCAGCACCUUCAGCAAUCUUUACUCCGGGACGAGAAGGAAUGGAUCACUCAUCAUAUAAUCCAUCUUAUGAAGAAGUGUUUGAAAUUGAAGAAGUACUUGAUGAGCCAAUUCAUAGGCAAAAAUUUGCAAAUCCAUGGAUUAGAGAAAUUUUAGUACUCUCGUGGCGUACCACAUUGAACGUGAUUCGCACUCCUGAACUCUUCCUCUCUCGUGAAAUUGUCUUAACAGUCAUGGGCCUUGUCCUAUCUUCCUUCUUCCAAAGACUAAGUCAUUUCAACUUCAAAACAAUCAAUCACCUCCUCAACUUCUACAUUUUCACCAUUUGCCUAGUCUUUUUCUCGUCGAAUGAUGCUGUUCCUACUUUCAUCCAAGAAAGAUUCAUCUUCAUUCGCGAGACAUCUCAUAACGCUUAUAGGGCAUCUUCUUAUGUCAUUUCUUCCCUAAUCGUCUACCUCCCCUUCUUCGCGAUCCAAGGCUUCACAUUUGCUGGCAUAACACAAUACAUUCUUCGCCUAAAUAGCAGCAUUCUUAGCUUUUGGCUUAUACUUUACUCCUCACUCAUAACUAGCAAUGCAUAUGUGAUGUUAGUUAGUGCACUUGUUCCAAGUUAUAUCACGGGGUACGCGAUUGUUAUAGCUACCACAGCUCUUUUUUUCCUUACUUGUGGAUUCUUCUUGAAGAGAACUCAGAUUCCUUUGGUUUGGAGAUGGCUGCAUUAUAUUUCAGCAAUCAAAUAUCCAUUUGAAGCAUUGCUAAUUAAUGAAUUUAAAGGCACAAAACAUUGUUACAAUGGUGAUAUUGCAGAUCUUUCACCUGGUCCUUUAGGUGAUGUGAAGAUUAGUCCAUUGCAUAAUACUGCAAUUUCUAGAGGUGAUUUGCCACAAAAUUGCACGUUGAUUGGAGAAGAUGUUCUGUUUUCUAUGGAUAUUACAAAGGAAAAUAUAUGGCUGGAUAUUGUGAUCCUAUUGGCUUGGGGAGUUCUUUAUCGUCUUUUCUUCUAUGUUGUUCUUAGGUUUUAUUCAAAGAAUGAAAGAAAAUAA
Molecule: messenger RNA, 2508 nt
Organism: Nicotiana attenuata
Lineage: Eukaryota; Viridiplantae; Streptophyta; Magnoliopsida; Solanales; Solanaceae
Product: ABC transporter G family member 17-like
Exons: 4
Coding region: 1-2508 (835 amino acids)
Cellular component (GO): membrane
Molecular function (GO): ABC-type transporter activity; ATP binding; ATP hydrolysis activity
Source: RefSeq, a predicted model, not a curated record